CACACACUGCAGCUUCGCCUCAUCACCCUCACCGCGCAUGCACAGGACCGAAGGGGCGGGGCCGAUGACAAAAGGUUUCCCUAAGACGGUUCGGUUGAGUUGCAGUGACGUCACAUGUGAUGGACGCGAGUGACGCUUACGUAUGACGUUCCUGGCAAAAUAAGAAGAGAAGCGAACAUGGCUGCCCGGAGAGGUAAUGUCCUGCUCGGUAACAAGCUUUCCGUAGCGAGUUAUUCUUUCCCUGUUCGUUACAAAAAUCUAAAAGUCUGUUUGGUAAAGGCUUUAAAUGUCUCUGUGCAGGUUUUACAUAGUCAUUUUGAUUAUGUUGUAUUUGAGCUUCACACCCUGUAUUGAGUAGAAGGUCAGUGUGACUGGUGGUAAAUCCUCCUUGCAGUAUUUAAUAAGAUGUAACUGUGUGUGUUACCCCAGUGUCCUUGUUCUAUGGAUUGUGUGUAUUAUUAGGAAUUGCUAAUGUGCAUAUCUGUGUAAUAUGUAUAAUGAUUAUUGUUGGCCAGGUCCCAUAAGCAGAGAUUGCUGCUAUGAUAGAGGCAGUAAUAUAACCCAAUCCACGCCCUGUGUCAUUCAUUGCAUGACAGUGACUUCAAAGUGAAAGUCUUAUGUUACCUAUGCAGUUGACUCCUUAGUUUAUAUAUAGUCAUGACGGGGAAUGUUUUUCUGAGCUUGAUUACCCAAACUGCUGGGAGAAACCCAGGGUGUUUUUGGCCACACCUGCUAUAAAUUAAACACGAAUUGUAGAUUUUUAUAAAAAGGAGGGGGGUGGGGGAUUACUCAACUGUGUGAAGCAUUAGACUGAGAAAUACACUGCCCCUUGCUGUUUUACCUUUUUAUUAUCCCACUGUUUAAUGCAAUUUGUUACUUAUUGAUAAAUUUGUGCCACCCCCGCCUUUGUUGCCUUACAAUUCUUUUGGCUUUUCUCCCCUUUGUUGCCACUAAUUAAUUUUUGUAUCUCUGUUGCUGUCCUGCUUACACUUUCUCCUGAAACACACAAAACUUAAGCCUAGCCCUCUCACUGUAACUAAAUAGACCGCAAUUUAGUAACGUGUUGAUGCAAUUAUAGCUUCAAGGAAGGUGUGGAUUUAGUUGAGCAAAAACAUAUCCUUUUUAUAAUGAACCAAAAAUAACUGCAAUAAAGCAGCUGAACAAAAGAGACAUAAAAUGGAAUAAUUCAGAGCAUAUAAACAAUGCACCAAAACAAAACUGGACAGCCUAAACUUUAUAAGGACUCAGCAUGGCAGUUUGACUAUGGGAAAUCCUCUAUUUAGUUAUUGUCCAUGUUCCCCCAAAAAUACCUUGGAGCAUCCAUCAUAGAAUUAUUUAUUUUAUCCAAACACACAAAGUGGUUGUGUGGUUUAAUAUUUUUUUUUAAUAAGUAAGGCUCUGCACCACUCUUGCAGAACCCUCAAUAGACCUUACAGUUGCAAUGUUGUGCAUGCAUGAGAGGACACCCAUUUGGGUUUAACAAACAAGGCACAGGCAAAAAUGAGUCAAAAGAGUAAUGACAUUAAAGGCAUUUGUUAUGGGGGGGGGGGAGAAAUAGCUUAACGGGCAAAAAUAAGUUAUUACCCGAGCUCAAUAGGGCACGACCUGGCAACCAGUUGAAAAACAGUGCACCAACCAUGUGGACAAAAUGACAUUCAGAAGAGAAUAAAUUGUUUAUUAAUAAUCCAGUAGUGCACAUAUCAAUGCAGUUGGAAGUGAGCAUUAGGCAUUAUCGCACUCAAAUGUAAUAUAAGUGCAAUUAAUACACAUAUUAUAAUACAAACCAAUAUUAAAAAUAGACAGCAAGCUACAAUGAUGCUGAAAUUUAUAUAUACAGUACAAAAGUGAGUACAUUCCUUACAUUUUUGUAAAUAUUUUUAUAUCUUUUCAUGUGACAACACUGAAGAAAGGACACUCUGCUACAAUGUAAAGUAGUAAGUGUACAGCCAGUAUAACAGUGUAAACUUGCUGUCCCCUCAAAAUAACUCAAUCCACAGUCAUUAAUGUCUACACUGUUGGCAACAAAAGUGAGUACACCCCUAAGUAGAAAUGUCAAAAUUGGGCCAAAAGUGUCAAUAUUUUGUGCGCCCACCAUUAUUUUCCAGCACUGCCUUAACCCUCAUGGGCAUGGAGUUCACCAGAGCUUCACAGGUUGCCACUGGAGUCCUCUUCCACUCCUCCAUGACGACAUCACUGAGCUGGUGGAUGUUAGAGACCUUGCACUCCCCCACCUUCCGUUUAAGGAUGCCCCACAGAUGCUCAAUAAGAUUUAGGUCUGGAGACAUUGUAGAAAACCUGUGAAAAGUUAAAAAGAAAAAUAUUCAAUAUAAUAUAAUAAAACUUUUUUAAUGUUCAGUUAAAAACUGGGUUAGAUAAUAUUCUUGGUUUAGGACUCCGUGUAUCAAGGUUUCUAAUCCAAUGUGCUACCUCUGUCACCUCUCCUCAGAGACUCUAUGACAUGCCCAACCAAUUAUCUGAAAUUUGAGUUGGAAAACCUUGUUCCAUGCUUCAACAAAGUGAGCUGGUAGGGCCAAAUCAAAAAGAUCUGUCCUGAACCUGAUAGUAGAUUUAUGUUAUGAGAACCUUUCUUUCAGGUCAAAGGGGCUUUUUUAAAACAUACACCACAUGUGUGGUGUGUAGUGUCACAAAUUGUUUAGUUAGUGGGGGCUUUUUGUUUACCACUAUGAGGGUAAUAAGACAUUUAUCCCUGGAUUAUAGAAUGGCAACAAACACCAAUUUCUUCUGGAACAGCCAAGUCGCGAAUCAAAGGCAUUUUUUCCUUAACCAGUUUGCCCCUAAGGAAAUUAUAUCUCUUAAAAGCCAGCAUGGGUUUAUCAGCAAUCUCUGGAACAUCUGGAUGGCAAGCCAAAAGAAUGUGCCAGUGUUUGUUGAUAAUCCUUUUAAUGUUAGAGGAAAAUGUACCAUAACGUGAGAUGAAUUUAAUACUUUAGUACUGUUCUCCCUCUUUAUUUUUGGCAAAAGCAAUUAUUGUCUACUUUUUGUUUGAACUUGUGUCAAUUAUUCAUUAAAUUAGCUUAGGGGAUACCCUCACAUCUUAAAUUUGUAAUCUCACAUAGUUGUAAAUUGGCCUUGUCAGACAGUGAUACCAAUCUUUUGACUCUCCUGUACUGGAUUUUGGGAAGAGCUCUAAAAACAGAAGGGUGAUGAAAACUGCAAAAUGCAAAAUCGAUUUUCUCUGUAACGGUUUACUAAAAAUGUUGGUUUUAAGUUUUCCCCUGAUUUGAUCAUCAAAACCUGUAGACAGGGGGAAAGGGUAGUGAGUCAAUAAUCAUAAUAAAUUUGCUUGAAUAGGAGCAGUUGUUCAGAAAAAUUAAUUUAGGAUUCCAAUGAGCCACUUCACAACACCAGGCAUGAUUGAUUAGCCAUUUUGUAUUAGAUUCUACUGUUAUCUGGCUAACUGCAGCUCAAACUAACUUUACUGCUAUAACAGUAGAGUGCGACCCAAUAUGGCUGCUCAACCAGAUAAAGUGAACUAAAAUAUAAAAGUCAUGCUGGAUGUUCUCAAGCAGAGCGUGAGGAUGUUCAGCAUCAUUUAGGAGACCUAGAGUCUGAUAAACUCCUGGAACCACCUCUAGUGGCUGUCUAAUAGGCCGCAACUAGUGACUGUCUUAGCAUUGCAAUGUUUUACAUUGCAGGACUAAGAUGGACAGGUACACUGCAACCAGACAACUUCAAUGAGAUAAAGUGGUCUGGGUGCCUGUAGUGUCCCUUUAAGUCUGAUAAAGGUCUAAUAAAAAAAGGUUGGUUGAAAUAUUGUCACAAUGCCUGAAACACAAAGCACACUGGACUUUUCUCUUUACUAUUGCACAUUUUAUGUGUUACCAGUGAUCUUACAAGCUUGACAAAACGUUUUUCCUAUCGAAUUUAGUCAGAAAUAUUUACCCUGAAUUCAAGAGACUUUUGUUUUGUUUUUAUGUGUCUACUGGAGUUACUGCAUAAUAAUUUUGAAAGUUGGAGUUAUCCAAUUGCUGGUGGGAGGGCACAGCACAUAUUUCCCAGAGAUUCUAGAAUAUAUUUGAGUUGUGCAUUCCAGAAGAUCAAGUUAUAAAUGUAACAUCCCAACUUUUAUUGCAUACAUUUUGUUUUCUCUUUAAAGAUCCCAGCAGUGAUGAUGAGUCAUAUGAAGUUUUGGAUAUAACAGAAUAUGCUAGGCGUCAUCAUUGGUGGAGCAGGCUUUUUGGACGAAACUCUGGGCCACUAACAGAGAAAUAUUCUGUUGCUACGCAGAUUGUGAUGGGUGGAGUGACUGGCUGGUGAGAUUAGAUUCUAAUUGUUUUUAAUAAUUAUAUUUUUUUUAAUGUGCUUUCCUGUAGAAAAUUAAUAAAUUACAUUAUAUAUUAGUUACCUGAAACUAUUACUAAAUUUCUUCUGGGUACUAAUAAACAUAACAUACACAUGCAGUAGAAGUUCUGAAUAUUGUGUACUUUUCAUAGUGACUGAUUAGCUUCAGUGCCUAUUUAAAUAUGUAUAUUCUGCAUUUUUAGGUGUGCAGGGUUUCUGUUUCAAAAAGUAGGGAAGUUGGCUGCAACGGCCGUAGGCGGUGGAUUUCUUCUGCUUCAGGUAAGCAUGUGAUCUGCUAAAAUGUAUAUUUUUUUGUAUAUCAUUUUUGGUGUUUCACUUAUUAGUCUUCAGUACCAAGCUAAAUAUGUCCAAAUGUAUUGUUACAAAACUACACAUGCUUUAGAGUUGAAUUUUCCAUAAAGUAUUGGAAAAAUAGACACAGCUGUUAAAGUUGAAAUCUUGUGGGGUUAACUUCACUUAUAUGAUUGUACAGCCAGUGCCCACAAUGUACUCCCCCAAAAAAGUGCUAAAAACAGAAGACUGAGUUUUCACAAACCAUAAACAUAAAAUAUGGUGGUUAUAAAUAUUAUAAAAUUACUCUAGAUAGGUGAAUUAUCAUUUAUUUUUUGUAUCUUAAAACAUGUACUGUUUCUUUAAGGAAUUUGUUUAUAGCCUUAUGUAGACAACAAUGUAAAUCAUUGCAGUUUUUGAGAAAGACAAGACUAAAAGUGCCUUUAGUGGCUGUCAGUCAGACAGCCAUUAAAGGCACUUCCUUGUGGCUAAUGAACUUUGGAUUCCUGACGCUGGACGUCCUCACCUCCCACCUGUUGGACGACCCUGAUUGUCGAGGGACAUUGGUGCUAGAAUUGGGUAAGUGACAAAAGGGAUUUUAGCCCUUUAUAAGCUGAGUACAAGGGAGGGGGGACCAGACGACUCUAUUACAGUUAGGAAUACUGAUUUAUGAAUAUCCAAUAACCACGCUUGCCACACAACUGUUAUUUAAUGAUUGCUAAAUGUUUAAUGGCAGAAGUUUAAUUAGAUUUUUCUAUCCGAAUAGUAACCUAGGUGUUCAAAUUGAGAAUUGUCAGGAAUUAAAAGUGAAUUUCAAAUGUAAGACCAAAGAAGCCAAACUGGAUGCAUAUUUGACUGUUUCAGUUUUUGGCCUUAAAUAAGAAAUUACUAUUGAAUUCCCAACGUUUUUCAAUUUAGUGAAUAACCUUAUAAAUUAGCCAAGCAUUAUGUUAGAGCACUUAUAUUGACACUAGUUAACACAUUUUGAGAUUAACAGGAGAGGCUGUAGACAUAUAUUUUUGGGGGAAACUGCAGUAUUUACAUUUGUAAUCAGGGUGCCUCUUGUGGCUGUCAGAAAGCCACAAGAGUGACUUCAUUUGAUAAUUGGAACCCUUCAUUCAGCACUGACAAACGCGUAGAGAAGUAUCCUAUUGGUGCGCAUGCUCAGUAGGUUUCCACUGCUUCAGUCAGACCAGAUAUCAUCCUAAAGGAUGAUCUCAAAAGUGGAGAAGCAGCUGUCUAGCAGAGACUGCCCGACGCUCGAUAAAAGGUAAAUAAACAUGUAGAUUUUUUUUUUUUUUUUGUAUUUAUUUUUUUAUUUUCUAGUAUGUCCUAAAAAUAAAGAGAUGUAAAUAUAUAUACUUGUUUUUUACGUGUGUGUGUGUGUGUGUGUGUGUGUGUGUGUAUAUAUAUAUAUAAAAUAUUCCUUGAUUUAUAAAUAUGUUUGGCAUGCUUCACAAGUAUUGAGUUUUUUUUGUUCCUUUUUUUUUUGCUUGAAUUAAGUAAUAAUUACAUGAUGUUUUGCUUUUUAGAUUGCCAGUCAUGGUGGCUAUGUACAGAUAGAUUGGAAGAGAGUUGAAAAAGAUGUUAACAAGGCAAAAAGGAAGAUUAAAAAGCAGGCUAAUAAAUCAGCACCUGAAAUUAACACCUUAAUCGAAGAGGUAAAACGAAAUGUAUGUGGAUUUAUUUUAUUUUAUUUUAUGAAAUAAUAAAAUAUGUAUACAUUAUUAUUAUUAUUUUGUAAUCAGACUAUAUGUUGCAUAAUUGUUUAUUGAACUAUUGUGAACUUAUCACUCAAGGACUCUUAAUGUUACACUUCUAUCUACUGAAAUUCGCUUGUCAUAAACAUAGAAUGUGACGGCAGAUAAGAACCAUUCGACCCAUCUAGUCUGCCCAAUUUUCUAAAAACUUUCAUUAGUCCCUAGCCCUAUCUUAUAGUUAGGAUAGCCUUAUGCCUAUCCCAUGCAUGCUUAAACUCCUUUACUGUGUUAACCUCUACCACUUCAGCUGGAAGGCUAUUCCAUGCAUCCACUACCCUCUCGGUAAAGUAAUACUUCCUGAUAUUAUUUUUAAACCUUUGUCCCUCUAAUUUAAGACUAAGUUUGUCUAAUUAAUCUAAUUAGUACUUUCACUUUAGCAACAUAACAGCUAAGGGCAGCACCUCUCCCACCCCCCAACAAAUGCAUAUUUCAUAAAUAUAGUCAAUCCUUACCUCUACCUCCACCACCAGCGGUGGCUGUAGGGAAUAAGAUGUGUUUAUGGAGGAUACCUUGUUGUCACGGGAUCCUCUAUAGACAUCAAAGCUGUACUCUCGCAUAUGCGCUAGAGUACAGCAGUGACGUCUGCUCCGAAGAGGACUCGACAGAACAAGAUGACGGCACCCGCAAUUAACUCCGUCGCUGAUCUUUUAAAAAAAGUUUUUACUUUGUAUCAAUCUACACUUAGUACUCCAUAAUGAUUAAGCAAAUAUCUGAUUUUUAUUUUCUUUAUUGCAAAUACAUUAAAUAGCAAUAACUGAAAUAUCACAUUGACAAUUGUAAAGCUUUUUCUUAAGACAUCCAGUGAUAGGUUUUUCAGCAUGCAUGUAAUAACUAUCACAUUCACGCAGCUGUCUAUGACCUAUUUUUGGACUGCCCCACGAGUGAGGAAUCCAGCAAUAGUAGGGUCUUGCUAGAAUCAUUAAGAACUACAUUGUAGCAGCAUGUUUGGCUAUCGACAUGAAGUGUAUUUGAUCAGUUUGGUGACUGGGACAUAAACUCUUUCUUUUUGUCAUAUGCGGGUUAAGAUUCCUUUGGUGUCCUCAAAGGUGCAGAAUGGGGAUAUUAGUAAAAUUAGCAAGAUAAUUUUCAACUGGGGCAAACAGCCUGUUUGCGGGCUGACAUUUGUAAACACUCCCAUUUCUGAGGAAAGGCAGUGUUUACAAAUGUUCUUAAGGCCUUCGUUAGUGGCUGUCACUCAAACAGCAGUUAUAUACCCUUCCUAGGGUGGACCUGAACUCUUUGCAGGGCUGACAUUCAGCGUUUUCAAGUUCAGCAUGAACACGCCAAACACUUUCAAUAGAGAUGCAUUGAGCUAAUGCAUAUCUAUGAGGAGAUGCAGAUUUGUGUAGAGCAGUGGUUGUUGAACAUGCGCACUACCCCUUAUCCGUCUACUGGGCAUCAUUGGACAGGCUGAAUUAAUCUGUAAUGAUUAUCUCAGUUGGGAGGAGCAGCAGAUACUGCAAGACCUGCAUAGCUGGAGAAAUAAUGUAAGUAAAACUGAUGUAUUUAAUCUGUUAACAGGGUCCCAAUAAUCUCAAUAUAUAGAUUACGUUAAGAGUUAGGUUGUUUUUCCUCAGAAUUAAGUGGUUUGUGCUGUAGGCUUUGUGGGAAUAUUUAAAGGGACACUCCAGGCACCCAGACCACUUCUGCCCAUUGGAGUGGUCUGGGUGCCAACUCCCACUACCCUUAAACUGCAAUAAUUACCUUGCAGGGUUAACUCCUCCUCUAGUGGCUGUCAACUAGCCAGCCACUAGAGGGCACUUUCGUGUUUAAAGCACAUGCUCACGCUAUGUGAGGACCUCCAGCGUCGCUGAAAUCCCCAUAGGAAAGUAUUGAAAGCAUUUUUCAAUGCUUUCCUAUAGGGAGGUCUAAUGACGUCGGCGGGAGAGGAGCGUGGGCGGACCCUGAACCAGCGCCGAGGGACAUCGGCUCUGGAUACAGGUAAGUCACUGAAGGGGUUUUAACCCCUUCAGCAACUUGGGGUGGGAGGGAGAGGGGACCUGCAGUGCCAGGAAAACGGUUUGUAUUCCAGGCACUGGAGAGUCCCUUUAACCCCUUAGUGACCAGACUGUUUUGGGGGGGGGUUUACCAUUAAGGACCAGGGCUGUUUUAACAUUUCUUCAGUAUUUGUGUUUAGCUGUAAUUUUCCUCUUACUCAUUUACUGUACCCACACAUUAUAUACCGUGCUUCUCUUCAUUAAAUGGUCUUUCUAAGGAUACCAUUAUUUUCAUCAUAGCAUAUAAUUUACUAUAAAAAAAAUUACAAUAUGCUGAAAAAAAUAAAACAUUUUUUUUAGAAAUACCCAUUGUUAAAGGAUAGAGAUGUCGCAAACUGCUCGCCGAACUGUCCGCCGGCGAACAAUAGCGUGUUCGCGUUGGGCGAACAUAUGCGAUUUCCGGUCCGCCCCCUAUUCGUCAUCAUUGAGUACACUUUGACCCGGAACCUCACAGUCAGCAGACACUUCCUGGGAGGGAGGGUCUGCUGCUGAUUGGCUGGAAUGUGUCUGCUGACUGUGAGGUUCCGGGUCAAAGUGUACUCAAUGAUGACGAAUAGGGGGCGGACCGGAAAUCGCAUAUGUUCGCCCAACGCGAACACGCUAUUGUUCGCCGGCGGACAGUUCGCGAACAGUUCGGCGAGUAGUUCGCGACAUCUCUAUUAAAGGACCACUAUAGUGCCAGGAAAACAUACUCAUUUUCCUGGCACUAUAGUGCCCUGAUGGUGCCCCCACCCUCAGGGUCCCACUCCCGCCGGGCUCUGGGGAGAGGAAAGAGGUUAAACUUACCUUUUUUCCAGCGCCUGGCGGGGAGCUUUCCGCCUCCGACCCUCCUCUUCGGCUGAAUGCGCAUGCUUUCCUAUGGACGCUUGCGUCUUCUCACUGUGAUUUUCACAGUGAGAAGCACGCAAACGCCUCUAGCGUCUGUCAUUGAGACCGCCACUAGAGGCUUCAGAGGCUGGAUUAACCCAUUUAUAAAAAAAAAAAAAAAAAAAAAGAGUUAAUCCUAGAGGGACCUGGCACCCAGACCACUUCAUUAAGCUGAAGUGGUCUGGGUGCCUAGAGUGGUCCUUUAACAUGUUUUUAGCUUUUUUUUUGCAAGUUAUAGGGCUAUAAGUACAAGUAGGACAUUGCUGUUUCGAAAUAUAUAUUUUUAAAAUGUAUCAAUAGUGACAUUGUUACGCUGUUAUCUGUCAUAAUUCUCUGAAUCACACCUCACAUGUGCAUGUUUUUUUUAAAGUAGACAAUCCAGGGAAUUCAAUAUGGUGUAUGUCCAGUCUUUUUUAGUAGCCACAUAGUCACAAACACUGACCAAAGUUAGCAUUUAUAUUUGUUUGUGUGUUAAAAAUGCUAAUAACUAUUAUGAACGCUAACUUUGGCCAGUGUUUGUGACUAAGUGGCUACUAAAAAAGACUGAACAUACCCAAUUUUCAAUACCUUGGGUUGUCUUCUUUUGCAAAUGGGAUGCCAUAAAGGGGGAAAUUCUCCUUCCUGGGCUACCAUAAGCUCUCAACGGCAACAUAACCAAUCUGGCAAAUUUCAACGUGGAAAAAAAGGGAAAAUCAAGCCUUAUAUUUGACCCUGUAACCUUCAAAAACACUAUAAAAUCUGUACAUGGGGGUACUGUAAUACUCGGGAGACUACGCUGAACAUAAAUAUUAGUGUUUCAAAACCGUAAAACGUAUCACAACAAAGAUAUCGUCAGUAAAAGUGCAGUUUGUGUGUGAAAAAUGCAACAAACUUCACUUUCACUGACUAUCAUCGCUGUGAUAUGUUUUACUGUUUUAAAAACACUCAUAUUUGUGUUGAGCGAAGUCUCCCGAUUAUAACAAUAACCCCCAUGUAAAGGUUUUAUGGUGUUUUGGAAAAGUUACAGGGUCAAUAUAGGGCUUGCCCAUUUCAGUUUGCCAGAUUGGUUUGCUGGGUCUGUGUUGCGUUUUGAGACCAUAUGGUAUCCCAGGAAUGUGAAUUAACCCAAUCAUGGAAUACUAUUUUCAAAUGUAGACAACCCAGGGUUUUCAAAAUGGGGUAUGUCCAGUCUUUUGUAGUAGCCUCUUAUUCACAAACGCUGGUCAAAGUUAGCGUUUUUGUUUUUUGCAUUUUUACUGGUGAUAUCAUCGUCGUGAUAAGUUUUACUUUUAGCAACACUCAUAUUUGUGUUGACUAAGUCUCCCGAUUAUAGCAAUAACCCCCAUGUAAAGGUUUUAUAGUGUUUUGGAAAGUUACGGGGUUAAAUAUAGGGCUUGCCAAUUAAAUUCUCUGGACUGUCUGCUUGGGUUGUCAGGCAGAUAUAUAAUAUAUAUAUAUAUAUUUUUUUUUUUUUUUUUUACAGAAUCCAGCGCUCUCGCUUAUUCACUAAACCAUGAUUUCAAAUCUUAGAGAUUGUAAUAGCUUUAUUUAAGAACACCUCACCUAGGCCAAAAAUGAUGGGGGUUUAGUUACAUUAUAUGAUCAUACAUUGCAUAAGCCUGCCACAACGUCAAUGUACCCCAUAUUCGGCAGGUCCUAUCCUAGCAACCUAAUGCUUGCUUUUAUGAGAUUAAUCCACUUACUUGGGAAAUGCAUAUAUAUAUAUAUAUAUAUAUAUAUGUAUAUAUUAUAUGUAUAUAUGUGUGCAUAUAUCUCAAAGUACACUUAUAAUGAAAUCAUAUAUACACUUUAUAUAUGUAUAAUAUAUUAUAAAAGGAGGACUGCCUGACAGCUUAGACAGUCCCCUUGCAGGCAGUUCCAUAGACUCCUCUUGCGGCCAUGUGAUCAUGGUGAUCACAUGGCCCUGGAGGGCCGGGGUGGCCGGAGCUGCUGCAGGGAGACUGGCAGUCUCCCCCCGACCGGGAUCACCGAUCCAGGUAAGUGUAGAGCUCUUGUUUCCCGCGGUCGUUAAGGGGUUAAAGAAACUCUAUGGGGUCAGGAAUACAUGUCUGUGUUCCUAUAGUGUUACAACCCCCUCCAAAUUGGAAAGAGUUAAAACAUUUUCUUUUUCCAGCGCUGGCCCCGCCUCUUUGACUGACCUCAUUAAAAUUGAUUGCCAUGGAGGCGGGGUGGGGCCAAACACUGGCCAGGCCAAAUAGCAUCUCCUAAUAGAGAUGCACUGAAUCAAUGCAUCUUUAUGAGGAAAUGCCAGUGUCUCCAUGCAGAGCAUGAUGACACUGAACAAUCCCAGGAAGCACCUCCAUUGGCCAUCUGAGGAGUGGCCACUGGCCACAUAUUACACCAAUUGUAAUAAGAGACAAAAUAAUACUUUCCUCUAGUCAUAAUACUUUUAAUUCUUUUGUAUGAGAUAAAUUUUAUUUUUUAUUUCUCACUAUAAAGUUGACAUAAGAAACAUAGAAUUGGGGUAUAGUUAACAUUUUGGCUUCUUAAAUAUAGUGAGUAAUUCUUUCCUAUAUAUAGGAAUCCGUUUAAUUGAAAACGUUUUAUACAAGGAAACAAAAUAAAAUAAAAUGUUAUUUCACUGAAUAUUUAAGUUGUUCUGAUCUUUAUUUGUUUUUCUUUACAGUCUACAGAUUUUAUCAAGCAGAACAUCGUUGUGUCUGGUGGAUUUGUUGGAGGUUUCUUAUUAGGUCUUGCCUCUUAAAGAGCAAUGUCAUGGAAACAGCAAUAACUAUGACAAAGACUCAGAAAUUUGUUUGUAAGAAAAAGUUGCGUCAGACACCACUGAAGUAAAAUGGAAAAUGCUGAUCCGUUAAUAAAGACACAUUUUUGUUUUAUUUUUCUAAGGGGGUUCUCCUGUAGAUGCUUAACAAAGUCUAGAGUGCUUGCAAAGUCUGUGCCUACAUUAAAUGGCUGACUUUUGGCUACUUGAGAUAUGAACGUUUAUUCCUUGCACUGCUGUUCCUAUAAUGACAUUGUAUCAAAUUCAGCGUGGGUUACAUUUUUUUUUUUCCAUAUUGUUUAUGAUGCCUGGCAACCUUGCUAGAUUCCUUAAUAUUCAUGUUAGAUCAUAAAUAUUUACUUUUUAUAUUUAUUAAAUAUGUGGGGUUUGUUUUCCUCCUAACCAGUGCCAAAGCUAUGUACUGUAUUUGGCAAUCAAAGCCCUAUUGAAGAAUGUUAUUAAAAAUAAAAAUAAAAAACACUGUGUGUAUUCUAGAUUAUUUUGAAAUAGUAUAGAUCAAGCCUGCAAAAAUAAAUCACAGUAUAUGGUAA
This is a messenger RNA of Pelobates cultripes (western spadefoot toad), 12490 nucleotides long. NCBI's taxonomy places the organism in Eukaryota, Metazoa, Chordata, Amphibia, Anura, Pelobatidae. The record is from the annotation of a GenBank genome assembly.